UUCGCCUUCCUCACCAGCGCUCGCAACAUCGCGGGACGGGAGCACAGUGACACGAGUCAGCAGCAGAGCAGCCAGCCAUGGCCGCCUCGAAGCUUGACCGCACCCCGAGCAUCCGCGAACGCGUGGAGGACACCCUCCACGCCCACCGCAACGAGCUCGUCGCCCUCCUCUCCAAGUACGUGAGCAAGGGGAAGGGGAUCCUGCAGCCGCACCGCAUCCUCGACACGCUCGACGAGGUCCAGGUCUCCGGCGGCAGCGCCUUCGCCGAGGGCCCCUUCCUCGACGUCCUGCGCUCCUCCCAGGAGGCGAUCGUGCUGCCGCCGUUCGUGGCCAUCGCGGUGCGGCCGCGGCCGGGGGUUUGGGAGUACGUCCGCGUCAACGUGCACGAGCUCAACGUCGAGCAGCUCAGCGUGUCGGAGUAUCUCCGCUUCAAGGAGGAGCUCGUCGACGGCCAGCACAAAGACCCCUACGUGCUGGAGCUUGACUUUGAGCCAUUCACUGCCUUAAUCCCACGUCCGAGUCGGUCAUCGUCGAUUGGAAAUGGCGUGCAGUUUCUCAACAGGCACCUGUCCUCGAUUUUGUUCCGCAACAGGGAUUGCCUGGAGCCCCUGCUUGAUUUCCUUCGCGAGCACCGGCACAAGGGGCAUGUGAUGAUGCUAAAUGACAGGGUACAGAGCGUGGGAAGGCUUCAGUCUGUCCUGACCAAAGCUGAGGAGCACCUGUCGAAGCUCCCAUCUGAAACACCAUAUUCACAAUUUUCCAAUCAAUUUCAAGAAUGGGGCUUGGAGAAAGGUUGGGGUGAUACAACUGAACAUGUCUUAGAGAUGAUACAUCUCCUUCUGGAUAUUCUUCAAGCACCAGAUCCAUCUACACUAGAGACAUUCUUGGGGAGGAUCCCAAUGAUCUUUAAUGUUGUGAUAGUUUCACCUCAUGGAUACUUCGGUCAAGCUAAUGUGCUGGGCAUGCCAGAUACUGGAGGGCAGAUUGUUUAUAUAUUGGACCAAGUUCGUGCUUUGGAGGAUGAAAUGGUUCUUAGGUUAAAAAAACAAGGCCUUGAUGUUACCCCUAAAAUUAUCAUUGUUACUCGACUAAUACCAGAUUCAAAAGGGACAUCAUGUAAUCAGCGGCUUGAGAGAAUAAGUGGUACACAGCACACUUUCAUAUUGCGUGUUCCCUUUAGAAAUGAAAAUGGAGUACUCAGGAAAUGGAUUUCAAGAUUUGACGUGUGGCCCUAUCUGGAGAAAUUUGCUGAGGAUGCAGCUGGUGAAAUUGCUGCAGAAUUACAGGGUACCCCAGAUUUCAUAAUUGGAAACUACAGUGAUGGAAAUCUUGUGGCAUCAUUGCUAUCUUAUAAGAUGGGAAUUACUCAGUGCAAUAUUGCUCAUGCACUGGAAAAGACCAAAUAUCCAGAUUCAGACAUAUACUGGAAGAAAUUCGAUGAGAAGUAUCAUUUCUCUUGUCAGUUUACUGCUGAUAUAAUCGCUAUGAACAAUGCUGAUUUCAUAAUCACCAGCACGUACCAAGAAAUCGCUGGAAGCAAAAACACAGUUGGACAGUACGAGAGCCAUACUGCUUUUACUCUUCCUGGCCUGUACCGCGUUGUCCAUGGGAUUGAUGUUUUUGAUCCAAAGUUCAACAUAGUAUCUCCUGGAGCAGACAUGUCUAUAUAUUUUCCAUUCACUGAAAAGGACAAGCGGCUCACUGCCCUUCAUGGUUCAAUUGAGAGCUUGAUUUAUGACCCAGAGCAAAACGAUGUACACAUUGGACAUCUGGAUGACCGAUCAAAACCAAUUCUCUUCUCCAUGGCAAGACUUGACCGUGUUAAAAACAUGACAGGACUAGUGGAAGCUUAUAGUAAAAAUGCUAAGCUAAGGUCGCUGGUAAACCUUGUUGUGGUCGCUGGCUACAACAAUGUCAAGAAAUCAAAGGAUAGAGAAGAGAUCGCAGAGAUAGAGAAGAUGCAUGAACUUAUUAAGACAUAUAACUUGUUUGGGCAGUUCCGCUGGAUCUCUGCCCAGACGAACAGGGCUCGCAACGGUGAGCUGUAUCGCUACAUUGCUGAUACUCAUGGUGCCUUUGUGCAGCCAGCUUUGUAUGAAGCAUUUGGUCUCACUGUUGUGGAAGCCAUGACCUGCGGACUCCCUACUUUUGCAACACUCCAUGGAGGGCCUGCCGAGAUUAUAGAGCACGGGAUCUCUGGUUUCCACAUUGAUCCUUACCAUCCUGAUCAGGCUGCCACGUUGAUGGCUGACUUCUUUGAAAAAUGCAAACAGGACCCCAAUCAUUGGGUUAAGAUAUCUGACAGAGGCCUCCAGCGCAUUUACGAGAAGUAUACAUGGAAGAUUUACUCCGAGAGGUUGAUGACACUGGCUGGAGUUUAUGGCUUUUGGAAGUACGUUUCGAAGCUUGAAAGGCGGGAGACUAGGCGUUAUCUUGAGAUGUUCUACAUAUUGAAGCUCCGUGAGCUGGUGAAGAGUGUGCCGCUUGCAAUAGAUGAGGCGCAUUAACUGUUCCGUCUCCAAUAAAAGUCAUCUACUUAUUUGUCCAGCGAUCGGUGAACUCGCCUUUUUUACUUUACAUUGCGAGUGUUGAACUGGGGUUUGAGUGUGCUCGCUAUGUACAUGAGUGAUUGAUACACUGUUGGCAAAUUGUAUUUUGCCACGUUGCUUGUAUUUUUAAAGCUUCUGCUAAGACAGAAUUCACUA
Molecule: messenger RNA, 2705 nt
Organism: Triticum urartu
Lineage: Eukaryota; Viridiplantae; Streptophyta; Magnoliopsida; Poales; Poaceae
Product: sucrose synthase 4
Biological process (GO): sucrose metabolic process
Molecular function (GO): sucrose synthase activity
Source: RefSeq, a predicted model, not a curated record